AUGACCAUCAUCCGCGACCACGAAUCCACCAACCCUCCCAAUGACCCAGAACACCUCUACAAAAGCCCACCACCAGCGUUCGGACAUGAUAUGCUCCCCUUGUUCGACUUUGACGAAGGAUAUGUGAAUCUGAAUCACGGCUCCUACGGCUCCCUCCCUCGCCCCGUCAAAGCUGUCUGCGAGAAGCUCACGACAGAGAUCGAGCGCAACCCCGACAAGUUCCACUGGUUCGCGCAGAACGAACGUACCACCCGCGUUCGCGAGCGGCUUGCGAGCAUGCUCGGUGCUCACGUCGGCGAGUGCGUUAUGAUCACAAACACAUCGCACGGGCUAGCGACGGUGUUGAGAAACUUCGCGUGGGGUGAGGGGGAUGUGAUCGUUGGCGCAACGACAACGUACGGUUCUGUCUCGCAGACACUCAAGUACCUCAAGGACACGCAUCCGCAAAUCACGCUGUCCACGUUCAACAUCCAGCUCCCGACGACGCACGCGCAGAUCGUCGAGUCCUUCGAGGAGCACAUCAAAAAUCUGAGCUCAGGACUCUGGAGGCUUCAGAGCAGGAAUCCGAGGAUCAUUGCUGUUAUCGACGCGAUCACGUCUACACCGGGCGCACGCAUGCCCUGGAAGGAGAUGGUGCGGGUGUGUGCGAAGUACAGGGCACUGUCGGUCGUGGACGCAGCGCAUGCGCUUGGGCAGGAGCCGGAUAUCAACCUUGGGGAGGCGAAGCCGGACUUUUGGGUUUCGAAUUGUCACAAGUGGCUCUUUGCAAAGCGCGGGUGCGCUGUGCUAUACGUGCCUAGACAAAACCACCACCUCCUCAAAUCCCCAAUACCCACGCCUUUCACGUACCGGUCUCCUCAAGAUAAUGAAUACAACGGUCCCUCGAGUUUCGUGGACAUGUUCGAAUCGACAUCAACAAUCGACUACGUACCCUACUUGAGCGUCGACGAAGCACUAAACUUCCGUGCCUGGCUCGGCGGCGAAGCCCUCAUCCACCAAUACUGCCACACCAUGGCCCUCCGUGGCGGACGUGCCCUCGCGCAGCACCUCGGCACAGAAGUCAUGGACCCCGACGGAUCGCUUACGUGGAACAUGGUCAACGUCGCCCUCCCGAUUCCCGGCGCUAUCUGGUACACGCAGGAGGUGCGCGCGUUCAUCAGCCGCACGCUCCUGCUCGAGUGGAACGUCUCGGCCGGGUGCUACAAGCACAACGGGCGGUGGUGGACGCGGUGCAGUGCGCAGAUAUGGACGGAGGUAUCGGACUUUUUGAGGGUCGGAAACGCGCUGAAGGAUAUGUGCAAGCGCAUUGUGGACGCGCAUGAGCGGGGGGAUGUUGGGUUUUGCUCCGGGGAUCCUGAGGUUGAGGUUUUGGACGUGUAGAAAGACAGAAGCCUGUGUUACUCGGUGAUGUCCUGUAAUAUCACGCGGAGAAGCUCAUGAAAUAGGUCACAAAUAGGACGGUGUUUCCUUCUCACCUCUCGCCACAAAAGGUUGACGCAGACGUCUGGUUUUCUCUGCGCAUCGCACGGCGGAGAUUGGCAGCAUCUCCCGGGUCGUCCUCGAAACUUCCAUGUCGUUUUUUUCUUUAAAGAACCUUCGGACAUGAAGCCCGUCAUAGGUAAAUUUCAGUGUCCGUAAAC
Messenger RNA from Coniophora puteana RWD-64-598 SS2, 1640 nucleotides. Its product is annotated as PLP-dependent transferase. Bases 1 to 1380 code for a protein of 459 amino acids. The record is from RefSeq and is a predicted model, not a curated record. Lineage: Eukaryota; Fungi; Basidiomycota; Agaricomycetes; Boletales; Coniophoraceae. The transcript has 9 exons.